Molecule: messenger RNA, 6435 nt
Organism: Nezara viridula (southern green stink bug)
Lineage: Eukaryota; Metazoa; Arthropoda; Insecta; Hemiptera; Pentatomidae
Source: the annotation of a GenBank genome assembly
AUGUUAAAACAUUUAAUUCCAAUAAAAUAAAAAUAGUUUGUUUGCUAAUUAUAAUAUAACUAAAAAGUAAUUAUGUAUGUAUUCAAAGUAUGUUCCGCUUUCUAAUUUUAGUAAAAAUAGGUCUACACCUGCCCAUCAAAGGUUAUCUUAGUAGCCGAGAGCUUACAAGCACAAUUCUACCUUAUAUCGAGGCGUCAUUAAUUUAAAUUAAAUUGAUUAUAACAUUUCUAUGCUUUCUUUGAAUAAGCGGUAAACUCGACUUAUAACGAAAAUGAGUUAGAUUCACUACUGAGUUUUAAAAAUAUAAUACUGCAAAACUUGCUAAAUUAGGAACGGGAUUGAUCGAAAGAUAUUUCUACCUUAAAUUAAAAUAUUUACAGAAAGUAUUUCGUAAAUAGAAAUUUGAAACUUUUGUUUUGGAAAGUUUUAAUUUUUGAUUUAACCACCUAUUUAUCUGGGAUAGAGAUAAUAUAUUCUACAUAUUUUGUUGAUACAGGUAGGAAUAAAUAAAUAAGCAGUAGGUAAACAUUACAUUAUAAUUAAUAAUUAUUUAUAGAAAUUUAUAGCCUCCUUCUGAAAAAGUAGUUUGUUAAGACGUUCCGUGCUGAAUGAAUCAUCAAACGCAACUAAUAUUUAAAUGUAUAUGGGGGAAUUAAUUUAAAAAAAAUAUUUACAGUAAAAUCAAAAUCUUUUUAAUUGUUAUCUUUAUCAUAUUCAUAAUUUUGUGUUAAUUUGUUUUUGUUCCAUAAUUGUAUUUAUUAUACUGCAUUGAAACCAUUUUAUUUUAUUUUUCACAUUAUUAAAACACAAUGUUUCGUCGGAUCGUACGUAGAUCAAACGAUCAAAUCACAGGAUUCUUCCAACAUUUUUAGUUUCUACUCACAGAUAACAAGACCUUAGGUUUCUCAUCUCUAUACCCUUUUCCACAGAAAUAAAACCGUCCAACGUUCCUUUCUUGGCCGCUCCUCUGCCUUCUGGAAUUUCCUGAAAUGGAUAUUAUGUCUCUUCUCUAUCCUCAUUUAAAUGUUUUUUUUUUUUCAAUAUUUCUUCCAUCUCAAUCAGAUGGUUUGUAAUAAUGAAAUUAUAAUUUAAGAAUAGAAUUUUGGUAGAACUGAAAAAUAGUGCUCUAUCUUUUAAUAUUAUGAAUCAAUUCAUUAUAUUUUUUUCUUUUCAUAAUUCUUUUUUCUUUUUUUUCCAUUACAAAUUAUUUUCAAGAAGAUUUUCUCUCCUUUAAGAAUACAAAGCUGAUUUACCUUCGUAGCUGGUUAUGUUUAAGCUUGUAAGAAGCUGAGAUUUGAUAAUGAGGAAACAAUAAUUUACAUGUUAAGUUAUGAUAGGAAAAAAUCCAAACAAACACAGUCGUUUGUCUCCAGAAUAUAGGCAAAGAAAAAAACACUUCAACGUUUCGCUGAUUCAGGACAAUUGCAUACUCUAAGUAUAGAGUGAUGCCCGAUUUGCUUUUCUCUUCUGUCCUGAUGAUGCCUGAAUUUGUGAAACGUUGAACGGUUUUUUUUUUAUUUGCUCGUAUUCUGGAGACAUAAGGCUGUGUGGUUUGGAAUUUUUCCAAUCAUAACCUAACAUUUAUAUUUUGUCUCUUGUUGAGUUUUGUACUCAUUUAUAUCAAUGAUUUAGACUUAUGUAGUCUAUAAUCGCUUAAUUGGGGCCUAAUGGUUUAAUACCACACGAACUCAGUUCCUCAUAUUAUUUCUUAUUGCAUCUCAAGUACGACCCUACCAGAUAAUGGAUGAAUUACGAAGAAAGCAUAGGUCAUAUAACAAACGUUUUAAAAUUAUUGAAAAAAAAAAUGAAUAUAUUUUAACGAAAUCAGGCAGAAAAUAAUUUACAAAUACCAACAACCCUCAACUUGAUUAUUGAAACCAACGCUUAGUCCAUAAAUAAAAAAAAAACAUUCACAACAUGGAACAUUUAUAUUCAAGAACCAGAACAUAUGAUUGUUGAUAGGAUGCAAGGGGAUGCAGCUGAAGAGGAAUCUUCUGUGGAUAUUCAUGGACUCAAUGAACCUGAAGAUUCGGAUGUGAUGAUUCCACCUUUCAGGCUCUAUGAUCUCAGGAAUUCAACAGCUGCAAAAGAUUAUGACCUGGUGGUGAUCGGAGGUGGCUCUGGUGGCCUAGCCUGUGCAAAAGAAGCAGUUUCUUAUGGGAAAAAAGUUGCUGUUUUGGACUUUGUCACCCCAUCUCCUCAGGGAACUACAUGGGGUUUGGGGGGAACCUGUGUUAAUGUUGGUUGCAUUCCGAAAAAAUUAAUGCAUCAAGCUGCUUUAUUAGGCGAAGCUCUCCAUGAUGCCAAAGAGUUUGGAUGGGAGAUACCUGAUCCAUCUACCCUUAAAAUCAAUUGGACACGGUUAGUUGAAGCUGUACAAAAUCAUGUUAAAAGUGUGAACUGGGUAACUCGUGUCGAAUUGAGAGAUAAGAAAGUUGAAUACAUUAAUGGACAUGGCCACUUUGCUGAUCCAAAUACAGUGAUAGCUACUUUAAAGAACGGAACAGAAAAGGUUUUGAAAACAGACCAUGUUCUUAUUGCUUGUGGAGGGCGUCCAUCUUUUCCAGAGGUGCCUGGAGCUAAAGAAUAUUGUAUCACAAGUGAUGACAUAUUUUCACUUGAGAAGCCUCCUGGAAAAACACUUGUAGUUGGAGCUGGCUACAUUGGUCUAGAAUGUGCUGGGUUUCUUAAAGGAAUGGGUUUUGACGCUACUGUGAUGGUUCGUUCUGUGGUUCUGAGAGGAUUCGAUCAGCAAAUGGCAGGCCUGGUGACAGAAGAAAUGACAGAAAGAGGGGUCAAGUUCUUACAUAAGUGUGUACCUGUUUCAUUUGAGAAGUUGAAUUCUGGAAGAAUUUUAGCAAAAUGGAGAAAUACUGUUGAUAAUUCUGAGUUUUCUGGAGAGUUUGACACUGUUCUUAUAGCUACUGGUCGCCGGGCUCUUACCAAAGAAUUAAAAGCUACAAAUGCUGGUAUUGAUUUAGACAACAACUCCCUGAAGGUCAUUGCCAAGCUUGAACAAACAAAUGUUCCUAACGUCUUUGCUGUCGGUGAUGUUUUACAGGGAAGACCUGAACUGACUCCUGUAGCAGUUCAAGCUGGAAAGCUGCUAGCUGCUAGAUUAUAUGGAAAAAGCAAUAACCAAAUGGAUUAUACGAAUGUGGCCACAACUGUUUUCACCCCGAUAGAAUAUGGCUGUGUUGGUUAUUCUGAGGAAGCUGCUAUCCAGAAUUAUGGUGAAGAUAAUCUUGAGAUUUACCAUGCCUUUUAUAAGCCUCUGGAAUUUUUCAUUCCACAACGUAGUCCUGCAAGAUGCUAUCUAAAAGUGAUAUGCUUAAGAAAAGCUCCUAGGACUAUUGUUGGUAUGCACUUUAUUGGUCCACAUGCUGGAGAAGUUAUCCAAGGUUAUGCAGCUGCAGUUAAGUGCGGCAUGACAUUCGAUCAAUUAGAAAAUACUGUAGGCAUUCACCCAACUGUUUCGGAAGAAUUCACUCGUAUGGUUAUUACUAAACGAUCAGGAUUAGAUCCUACACCUCAGAGUUGCUGUAGUUAAAUUAAUACUAGCUGCAAAACCGCUUCAGAAAUUCUUGAAGAAACAUUAUAGUUCACCCAGUGAAUUGUUUUUAACUAAUAAGCUACUCAUAAUUACACUAUGUAUUUAACUUGGACCCGUUUUAUCACUUAUAGGUCCAUCGAGAACUUUAAUUUCAAACACUUUAGUUUUAUUUAUAUAUAAUUAAGGGAAAACAGCAUAGUUGAUAUUAAUAUGUGAAAGUAUAUGCCUAAGGCAUGUAUUUUGUAAUGGGCAAACUUGGCACUGAUUAGACUUAUAUCCCUUUUUUUUUUUUUUUAAACUUAUUUAUUUAAGUGGCAAUGAAAAUUAUUUUUCUUAUAAGUUUUAUUUUAAUUUGUUUAUUCCAUACAUGACAGUGCUUUUAAAAUAUACUGUACCCUUAACGGGGUUGAUAGUUGAAAAGUUUGUACUUUGUUAUAAUUUUUAUUAGCAUUUAUGAUAACAAUAGUUUAAAAAUUAUUUUUACUGUGGUACGUGAAGUGAUAAUAUUUAUUUUUGAUUGUUUUUGUAAUUUUACCAGCUCUUAAAAGUGAUAUUUAAUAAAAAAAAAAAAAAAAAUAUUACACCUCACCCUAUUUUAAAUCAUGUGAUAAUAAAUAAAAGUAACUACUUGUUGGGCUGUAUCUAAAAAGAUAUUUUUUAUUGUUCUCUAGGAUAUAGUGGUUUUUGAUUAGUAAUUAAUUAAUGCUUUAAAUAAAAAACUGUUACUGCCAGGUACUUACUGCAAGUAUGUUCAAUAUAACUGUUCAUAAUUUUAGUUAAAGAGCAAUCCUGAAAAUCAUUCUUUAUUAAUAUCUACAUUAUAUCAAUACUUACAAUAAGUCCCUGCUUUACGUGGUUGUGAUGUUUUUAUGAAUUUCAUCAGCGUCAAUCUAAAUUAUUAAAAAUUUCAAUCUAAAUCAUAGUCUAUAAAAAGAUAAACGUUGAAAAAAAUUCCAUUACAUAAUUGUAUCAUUUAGUAUUUUUUUUUUUUUUGUAUUAUUUAAAACUGUAAACUAUAUUCUUAGUUUUAUAUUUAUUGUAAGGUACCUAGGUACGUUGAAAAGAAUAAAAGUGUAUUAAUGAAAAUAUAAAAUAAUGGUAUAUUUUUAUUUUAGAUUUUUUUUGUCUAUGUCUAUUAAAAAAACACAAUGAAUAAAAAAUAUUUACAAUUUAUAUUACAAUUAAAGGAUAAUAUUUUUAUAAAAUCACACACAAAUUAAAUAAAAACAAUAAUUAAGACUAGCUGUGAAGUUGAAUGUAGUUGUUUUGUAUAUUUAAAUAAUUCUUUCCUCCAUUUGGAAGAUUAAGUGAAUCUUUAAAAAAUGUUUCUUGGGAACUAUAAGUAGAAGAUGUCAUCGCUUUUCGUAUCUGCGUUUGUGGAGUCCAGUUGUCAGAAGUACUUUCGCUUUCACUCAGGGACCAUGGAUCACAUUCCAGUGAGUCUGGUGCCAUAGUGAAUUCUUCAAACCUAGUAAUUGACAAAAAUAAAUAAAAAUAUUUUUUUAUAAAAUCAAGGUUCUCAAUAAUUUCUGUAUUAAAAAAAACUUAAAUUAAAAAGCAACCAAAAAUUAUGAUUUUUUUUUUUAUUUAUACAUAAAUUAGUUCUUAACCAUUAAUAAUUUGGAAUUUGAAAUUGUCCACAAAGUUUCGUAUUCGUUUUUGACUUGGCUUAAUGACUGGUCAGUUUCUCGUACUAUUCAAAAUAAAAUUAUUCUUGCUUCUAAUUGUGUUGUAGAUUCUUAAAAUCAGAUUCAUUUUCUGAUACAAUUUGUGGUUAGAAAUUCAAGUUUUAGCAAUACACAAUUUUCUUUUUAAUUAUGUUCUUGAUUGUCAUAGCAUGGUAUCUACUACCUAUCUUCCUAUGAGUUAUUUUCGAGAAUAUACUAUCAAAAGCUUCUUUACUUAACAGGUCAAUGAGAAAUGAAAUGAAAAUAGAUUUUUAUUAUGCUAGGACUUUUGUCCCUUUAGGACAAAUUAUAGAUACAGAGAAAAUGCCUGUGUGGCCAUAAAAUUAAGUUAAAUAUUUACAAUGCUCAUUAAAAUAAAAAUAUUGGAAGAAAAAUAAAACAAAACUAUUAAAUACAUACAGAUAUACAAUACAAACAUGUGAAAAUAAAAUAACAUAAUUAAACAAAACCAUUUCUGGGGGAACUUUAACAGUUCUCUUAUCUACUUUUCAUGAUCAAUCGGGUUGGGAAAGAAGUAGUUUAAAAAGGAGAGAUUUGAAUGAGGAAACUGAUUGGGCAUGUCGAAUAUCGGGAGGGAUGGUAUUCCAAGUGGAGACAGCUUGAAUUAUAAAGGAUUUGUCAAACACAUCAGUUCAGUGAGGAGUCAAUACGCAGACUUGUGGCUUAUUUCCUAAAUUUGAACAGCAAAGAAAAUUAUUUGUUCCUUUCCUUAAUAAUAGAGUAUUUAGGACAUGGGCUAUCGUGAACUCUGUUGUAGUAUGAGUUAUCAAAGUAGGUUGGCCAUUUUGUAAAGUUGAUCUCAGACCAGAUAUCUUGGUGAAUAAUGGACAAGAGAAUAUAUGCCACCAAAAGAACGCAAAUUCUAAAAGUUUGCAAAAAAAAAGUCAUUUUAAAAUACCUAUACCAUGGCAGUUUGCUGGGAAUAGGAGUUUGGAUAGUAGAGAAGCCUUUGACAACUGGCUAAGGUAUAGUUCAGCAAGAAACUAUAUCUCUAGACUUAAUAUUAAUAGAAUAUGUUCUCUUGUUUAUUUAAAUAUAAAACUUAUAAUCCAUUCUGGCCCUGGCUGUUUUUGUAUAGCUUAUACCUGAUUUUCAAUUAACGAUAAUCACAUAAAAUAUUCUGUUAAUUCUUUUAUCAUAGAAAUAAUCAAAGCCUUAUUCAAUUUUUAUUCGAACAAUACCAAAAUAAUUUUG